This is a messenger RNA of Brassica oleracea var. oleracea, 1794 nucleotides long. RefSeq names its product metal transporter Nramp3. Lineage: Eukaryota; Viridiplantae; Streptophyta; Magnoliopsida; Brassicales; Brassicaceae. The transcript is spliced from 4 exons. Gene Ontology annotation, biological process: metal ion transport; positive regulation of reactive oxygen species metabolic process; defense response to bacterium. Bases 88 to 1623 code for a protein of 511 amino acids. Gene Ontology annotation, molecular function: cadmium ion transmembrane transporter activity; manganese ion transmembrane transporter activity. The record is from RefSeq and is a predicted model, not a curated record. Gene Ontology annotation, cellular component: vacuolar membrane.
AUUUACCGAUGUACUGGUCGCCAAUAAAACAAAACACAGAAGCGAAACUGAAAGUCUGAAACUGAUUCUCAACAGUCACCGGAAGAUAUGUCACGAUCCGAGAACGAUCGUCCACUUCUAAUCGAUAGAAUAGAUGAAGAGGAAGAAGAGAGGGCCUACGACGAGACGGAGAAAGUCCACAUCGUCAGAGACGAAGACGACAACGAAAGGGAUCUCGAGUACGGCGUAGGAUGCGGCGGCGCACCGCCGUUUUCAUGGAGGAAGUUAUGGCUGUUCACCGGACCUGGGUUCUUGAUGAGCAUUGCGUUUCUUGAUCCAGGAAACCUGGAAGGAGAUCUCCAAGCCGGUGCGGUUGCCGGAUACUCGCUUCUGUGGUUGCUUAUGUGGGCAACGGCGAUGGGGCUUCUUGUUCAGCUCUUAUCGGCGAGGCUCGGUGUUGCGACGGGGCGUCACUUGGCGGAGCUUUGCCGUGAAGAGUAUCCGACUUGGGCGGGUAUGGUUUUGUGGGUUAUGGCGGAGUUGGCUUUGAUUGGAUCUGAUAUUCAAGAAGUCAUUGGAAGUGCCAUUGCUAUCAAGAUUCUGACCAAUGGGCUUCUGCCUCUCUGGGCUGGUGUCAUCAUCACUGCUCUCGAUUGUUUCGUCUUCUUGUUUCUUGAGAACUACGGAAUUAGGAAACUCGAGGCGGUGUUUGCGGUUUUAAUAGGAACAAUGGCAGUUGCAUUCGCUUGGAUGUUUGGUCAAGCCAAGCCAAGUGGCUCUGAGCUUCUCGUUGGCAUAUUGGUACCGAAACUAAGCUCAAGAACGAUACAAAAAGCAGUUGGAGUUGUGGGUUGCAUUAUAAUGCCACACAAUGUGUUUCUUCACUCAGCUCUUGUUCAAUCGAGAGAAGUCAACAAGCGGCAGAAAUACCGAGUCCAGGAAGCUAUAAACUACUACACAAUUGAAUCAACGAUUGCUCUUAUUGUCUCCUUUGUGAUCAAUCUCUUUGUCACAACUGUUUUCGCUAAAGGGUUUUACAACACAGACCUUGCUGAUAGCAUUGGUCUUGUUAACGCCGGACAGUAUCUUCAGGACAAGUAUGGAGGCGGGCUGUUCCCAAUUCUAUACAUUUGGGGAAUCGGGUUAUUAGCUGCUGGACAGAGCAGCACCAUUACUGGUACCUACGCGGGACAGUUCAUCAUGGGGGGUUUUCUUAACUUCAAGAUGAAGAAAUGGUUGAGAGCUUUCAUCACACGUAGCUGCGCAAUCAUUCCAACUAUUAUCGUUUCUCUAGUGUUCGAUUCAUCAGAAGCUACACUUGAUGUCUUAAACGAGUGGCUUAACGUGCUUCAAUCCAUUCAGAUCCCUUUUGCGCUCAUCCCUCUACUGUGUUUGGUCUCCAAGGAACAGAUCAUGGGCAGUUUCAAAAUCGGUCCUUUCUAUCAGACAAUUGCAUGGCUAGUUGCUGCGCUUGUGAUAAUGAUAAACGGUUAUCUAUUGCUUGAGUUCUUCUCAUCGGAGGUUAGUGGUGUCAUCUAUACCGGUUUCGUGACUGUGUUCACGGCUUCGUAUGGUGCGUUUAUAGUCUAUCUGAUUGCUCGUGGCAUCAAUUUCACUCCUUGGCACUUUAAAGCAGAGUCCUAGUUGAAUGUGUUUGAUCAAUAGCAGAAUGAGUUGUUUAGCUUGUGUGUUUUGUAUUAUAUAAGCAGCUCUUCCUAUGUAUUAGUAUAUAGGUCCUAAAGAUGAAAAAUAAUCUUUCACCAUCUGCUAUUGUUGUGGAUUUUAACUCGAGUAAUAAUACCCAGAUUGAGAAAA